AUGACAACCGACUACCUGGAAAGGGGUUUGCACGAGUUCGAACAUGGAAAUUUCAAAACAGCAAAAGAACAUUUCACCCAAAUAAUAGACAAAGCUGACGACAGUGAUGAUAUUUCUGAGACGUUAAAAAGACGCGCCGUAUGUUGGCACGAGCUGGGUCAUUACAAUGACGCAAUCGAUGACGCAAACAGGAUCAUUAAAUUGGACCCGAAGUCAACUUCCGGUUACGCGAUAUGCGGAAACGCUUUGACGAAACUCGGAAAAUUCGAAGACGCCCUUAACGUGUUUAGACUCGGACUAAAAAUAGACAGCAACGAUCCCGAUAUUAAGAAUGGGUUGAAAGGCAUGCAAAUGGACAUUAUGGAAGGCUUUGAGAAGAAUAGCAAAGAAGGGACCUACGAUGCCGUCAAGAUGAGUUCCCAAGAGCCCUAUCCCGGAGAUUAUGAACUCGAGAUUUUAGAAAGGGAGAUAAUGUGCAAAUGGGGACUAAACGAGUUUCCGGCCCUUGAUCUGACAAUUCCGGACACGCAGAAGGCGAUGCGAGAAUACCAGAAUGCUAUUCAGCUGAAGAAGGCUGGGAAUGACAAACACGCGCUCGAGAAAUUGCGGAUGGCGUUGCGCUACGACCCGGCUGACUUCACGCUGCGGGGUGAGAUCGCGUCGCUACUGCACGAGAUGGGCGAGCACCGAGAGGCGUUCCAGCACGUGCAGUGCAUACCAGGAGACUUCCGUUUACCAAAGUACUGGAAAAUAGGAGGCAAGAUCCUCUCGGCGCUCGAGCUGCCCGUCCAUGCGGAGGCCUGGCUGCGUUCCGGAAGUAAGGCGGACAAGACGGACGUCGAGAUGCCGCUUCUCUUCCAGAACAUCCGGGUCAAGCGUCUGUAUGGGCCGCUCACUGAGGGUACAAAGGUGAAUGUAGUGUUCACGCAGUACGGACGCUCCAUACAGGCGGCGGAAGACAUUAAACAUGGAGACGCUUGCUUUCGGGACAAAGCAGCCGUGCUCGCUCAGACGCUUGAUACAAUACACGUGCCUGCGUGCAAUCACUGCGCCAAAUGUCUGAUGCGAGCAGAGGAUUACUUCGGCAAAGAUGUUCUUGCGCGCGACGCGGAACUUCGAAAAAUAGUCCACAGGCACUGGCCGGUCAGACCGACUAUCGAAUGCAAAGGAUGCGGCACGCAAACCAUCUACUGCAGCACAGAAUGCCGCGAUGAGAGCUGGAGCAUGUAUCACCAAGUGCUGUGUACUUCAGUUAACCCCGCAGUCGAGCAGCUCCAUGCAGUGGCAGCCCAGUACAAGACCUUGGCGCGCGACAACCGCUGCUGGAAGGGCCUCUGGAACGCGUCGUACAGUCCGUUCGUGCUGGCCAAGAUAUGGGCUAGCGUCAUCUGCCUCGCACACAAUCUGGCCACACAGGAGGGCCGACAGAUGCCCACGGCGGCCGACUGGACCAUGGCGAAAUCACCGUUUAGAAAAUUCAUCGCAUACGGUUCCACUAGCGUGAUUGGGGUCAUACCGAAAAUGGUGCAGAUCAUGCAGGAAGUGUUUGACAACGCGCAUCUUCCUGCGCACUUCCGUUACAAAAUAACCAAUAAGGAGUUUGAUGGGCGGUACUACCAAGCCUCGUGCAAUGUACAGGCUUUCUCUGACCCCGCGCCUCCAUUUAGCAUAUUCAUGCGAAAUAUGGCACGUGAUGGGAAACGAGACGUUGUGAUGCCUUACACCCGGGCGGAACCGGAAGAUGCCCUGUUCGCCGGCAUGUUCCCGCUGCACGCCUGCCUCAAUCACUCGUGUGAUAACAACGUCGAGUCCAAGAGAGUGAGCAUUAUAAGUAUUGAAAUAGCGAGCAGUCUUAGUGUGCUGGAUGGACAUCCGGGUGUGUCGGUGAAAGCGAGGCGGCAAAUCAAGAAAGGCGAGGAGCUGUGCACGACUUACAUAAAUACCCGGAUGCCUCGGAAAGAGCGCCGGGCGUGGCUCUAUAGGGGGUACAACUUCUGGUGUCAGUGUCCGCGAUGCAAGUACGAGGGAGACGGGCCGGAUAAGUGCACUGAGUGCGGAAAGGUCGCCAAGGACGAUGGGAGGGACAAAUAUCCAGGGUGCGGAAAAUGUCACUUGGCCUGGUACUGCUCCACCGGGUGUCAGAAAGCGGCCUGGAAGAAGGGACAUAAACGCAUCUGCAGUACGCCUCAUUCCAACAUUCAGUCGUUCCGUGAAACCAACUAUAUCCUCCACGAUAUUAGAAAUGCUGAGACAAAACAGCUGGAUCUGCUGCCCCUCUGCGACCCCGAAUGCUCACCAAACACCGCCCUACCUCCCUCCUAUAGUGAAUGGUGUGAUUACCCCACCCACCAAUAA
Messenger RNA from Dreissena polymorpha, 2355 nucleotides. RefSeq lists its product as uncharacterized. Bases 1 to 2355 code for a protein of 784 amino acids. The record is from RefSeq and is a predicted model, not a curated record. Gene Ontology annotation, molecular function: protein binding. The transcript is spliced from 11 exons. Lineage: Eukaryota; Metazoa; Mollusca; Bivalvia; Myida; Dreissenidae.